Messenger RNA from Prorocentrum cordatum, 1572 nucleotides. The record is from the annotation of a GenBank genome assembly. Lineage: Eukaryota; Dinophyceae; Prorocentrales; Prorocentraceae.
CCCGGGAGUGCGCGGAACGCUGGGCUGCGGUCUCCUUUGAGCUUGCUCUGCUCCUCCCUGCCCCUGUCCACUGCCAUUUUGGCAGCGGUGUCUACUCAUUGAGCGCCAAGAUCAAAUUACACAAACCAUACUGAUCGCGACCUUGGUGCGCAUGGCUCCGACCGUCGCGUGGCCCCUGGUGGAGCACUGGGUCGAGGUCACGGGGGAGACACCAGUGAACCUGGCGCUCGAAGCCCCGAGCGAAGCCGUCCGGAUGGGCGGGGCUUUCUCGUUCAUGUGCUCCCUGAGGAUGGACGGCGUCGGCAAUUGGAGCCGCGUGUUCGACUUCUCCCUCGCAGCCGACGAGGACAGCAUCACGGCCGGGGCUAUCGGGCCGACGCUCGACCUGCAUUUCACCGUCUUCCGGGGGAAGAAGCCAUUCAGCGUGUGCGUGAGCAACUUCUUCGAGCUCGGGAAAGAGAUGACGAUGCUGUGCUCGGUCUCUCCCUCGGGGUGCAUGAGGGUCUUCAAGGACGGCGCCCUCGUGGGGGAGAACGGAGAGGGCCUGUGCCCCUCGCGGCAGGACAGGCCGCGCAUGAUCGUGGGUGGCCACUACUUGUUCACCGACCAGGUCUUCCACGGCAGCCUGAGAGACGUGAAGAUGUGGAAUCAGGAGGUGGAGUGGCCAAGGCUGGAGAAUGCCGAGGCAUUGCUCGUGCCGAAGGUGGUCGGAGGUUCCCCUAGCGACGUCGCUGCUGUGCUCCCUCCCGCUGGCAAAAGCAAGGAUGUGCCGGUCGUGGUCCUCGCAGAGUCCCUCGAUGACGAGUCCACCGACGCCGACGCCUUCGAUGCCGAAUCCCUCGUCUCCGAUGCUGGUGGAGCCGCCGCGCUGAGCUAGCAUGGCAGGGGCGUAUGCCCUAGCAGUGCAGGACGGCGUGUGCGUGAGCCAGGGGCACUUCUGGCAACCCCCGAAGUCGCCACAGGCAAGCAGCGGCGCGGCGCCUCCCCCGUGCGAAGGGCCCGCACCUGCCAGGCGGGGCCAGGGCGAGGACAGAUCCGUUCCAGAGCGCGCCAGGACGCUCUCAAACGUGCCGAAACGCUCUGAGAGGGCCGCGACGCCCGAUGCACCCUCCAGAGCCGCCGGAUCUCAGAGAUUCUCGACGUAUCCUCACCCAAAAUACCCUCGUCCCGGCUUCGUCUGAACCUGCGCCCCUUCAAGCCUUCCUCCCGCUUCUCCCCCCCCCCCCGGCGGGCGGGCAGCCCCCGCGCUGUGCCACCUGCGAGCUGCCGCGCUUUUGGCCCCGGAGCUCCGCGCGGAUUGUUUGGAUCGGCGCUGGGCCCCCUGGCGGUCUUCGGAAGCGCCGACGGCAGCGAGGCACCAGCGUCGGCUCCUCUCUGGGAGCCGCCAGGCCUCGUGCGCCUCGUCGCCCGGGCACCUCUGCAAAGGUGCCCCUCCGGCGCCUCCCCGGGCAUGAAUUCGGCGCCUCGCCUCGCUGCACGACGCGGGCGGCAAAAAGUCUCUCGUCCUGGUCAUCUCGAGGGAAGGGGAAUGGAGAAUGGGGGGCGCGGGAUGAUGAUGAUGAUGAUGAUGAU